CCGCGCGCGCACGCAUUCAUCCAUGGCGCUCGCGAUGGCGCGCGCGUCGCGCGUCGGCGCGAUCCCGGCGCGCGCGCGCGACCGACGCGAGGUCCGACCGCGCGGUCGCGCGAUCGCGCGCGCCGCGGACGCGGACGAGCCGGAGUGGAAGCGGCGACAGCGCGAGCAGGAUGCGCAGAUAUCGGCCGAGGAGCGCGCGGUGCGCGAGCGCGUGCGCGAGCGCAUGGCGCCGAUCGUGAGCGGAGAGACCGACGUCGACGCGGACGCGCACGCAAAGGACGGGAUGGCGUCGUCGAGCGCGCGGAGGGAGGAACUGUCGAGGAAGAUCGCGGCGGCGACGACGGCGCUGGAGCGAGGUUUGGUGGAACGCGAGACGGAGACGCGGUUGUUGCUGCUGGCGGCGUGCUGCGGAGAACACUUGCUGUUGCUCGGACCGCCUGGGACGGCGAAGAGCGAACUUGGACGCCGGCUGAGCGCGCUGUGCGAGGGAGGGCAAUUUUUUGAACGAUUGCUCACGCGGUUUUCGGUGCCGGAGGAGUUGUUUGGACCGCUGAGCAUGAAGGGGCUGGAAAACGAUGAGUACGUGCGGAAGAUUGAUGGAUAUCUGCCCAGCGCCAACGUGGCGUUUGUGGAUGAAAUUUUUAAGGCGAAUUCAGCCAUCUUGAACUCGCUGUUGACGAUAUUGAACGAGAGGUUGUUUGAUAACGGGAGCGAACGCGUCGACGUGCCGCUGUUGUGCUUGGUCGGCGCUUCGAAUGAAUUACCGGAGAGCGAGGAGUUGGACGCGCUGUACGAUCGAUUUUUAUUGCGAUCGAGCGUCGAACAAGUAUCCGCCGGUGGGCUCGGGAAGUUGCUAUCUCUCGGCGGCGAGGCGGCGAUCGGGUCCAAGGCGAACGAUCACGGCGGCGUCUCGACGAGCGACACCCGACUCAAGCCGGAGGACUUUGCGAACAUUCGAUACGAAGCCGCGGCGGAGACCGAGGUACCGACGAACGUCAUCGAGCUGAUCACUGACUUACGAACGUUUUUGCAAGACAAGUGUGAGCCGCCGGUGUACGUUUCCGAUCGUCGCUUGCUCAAGGCGGUGCAAAUGUUGCGCGUCGCGGCGUACACGAACAACCGCGACGAGGUGAGCGAAUUCGACACCUUGUUGCUCGUGAACGUGUUGUGGCAGCGCCCGAAUGAGGCAAUGAUGAUCAAAGAUUGGAUUUUAGAGCGUCUCGCGCAGGAUCGUGGGACGAAACAGGUGCAGUAUUUAUUAGCGGGCUUGUUCGGCCGCGCCUGCCGCGCCGACGGCGACGCCGAAGAGUGCGCGCGAUUGCUCAGCGAAGCGAAAAAUUUGCGCGGUGUACUCACAGCACAACUCAACUCCUUGCGAGGCGCUCAAGGGGGUUCUCUCCCCGCUUUGCGCGAACAUCUUUGGCUUUCUCCCGCGGACGCUUCUCGCGCCGCGCAGACUCUCGGUCCGAUGUUUUCCAAGGUGAGCAAAUCUCUCGAGAAGCUCCUCGAAGACGUCUUGACGCUCGAGGUCGCGUUAGAGCGCGACACCGAGCCGCACAUUCUUGCCCUUCUCAUGCCCGAUUACUGGGCCGCGUUCAUUCGCGAAGGCCCGAUAGCUGAAGUCCAGCCUUUAGGCGUCUCCAACGCGACCUCGGCGGCGCCGUGA
This is a messenger RNA of Ostreococcus lucimarinus CCE9901, 1666 nucleotides long. RefSeq lists its product with no specific name. The record is from RefSeq and is a predicted model, not a curated record. The transcript has a single exon. NCBI's taxonomy places the organism in Eukaryota, Viridiplantae, Chlorophyta, Mamiellophyceae, Mamiellales, Bathycoccaceae. Gene Ontology annotation, molecular function: ATP binding. Bases 23 to 1666 code for a protein of 547 amino acids.